This is a messenger RNA of Desarmillaria tabescens, 1014 nucleotides long. RefSeq lists its product as uncharacterized. The record is from RefSeq and is a predicted model, not a curated record. Gene Ontology annotation, molecular function: hydrolase activity, acting on acid anhydrides; RNA helicase activity. The transcript has 3 exons. Gene Ontology annotation, biological process: RNA catabolic process; mitochondrial RNA 3'-end processing. Gene Ontology annotation, cellular component: mitochondrial degradosome. The coding region runs from base 1 to 1014 and encodes 337 amino acids. NCBI's taxonomy places the organism in Eukaryota, Fungi, Basidiomycota, Agaricomycetes, Agaricales, Physalacriaceae.
AUGCUUAAAGAAACGAAUGACGACCUCGUCGUGAAUCGUUACGAGCGACUUACACCGUUGGAGGUCGAGAAGGAGAGUUUGAAGGGCGAUCUGAGCAAGGUCCGGAAGGGAGAUUGUAUUGUCACUUUCUCGAGGAGGUCCAUUUUCCAGAUGAAGCGAGAUGUGGAGAGAUUAGGGAUAACUUGCGCUACAGUCUACGGGAGACUACCACCCGAGGUUCGCAGUGAACAGGCUGAUCUGUUCAAUGAUCCCAGGAGUGGAUUCGACGUCCUCAUUGGAAGUGAUGCUAUUGGCAUGGGCUUGAAACUUGAAAAUCCGUCGUAUAAUAUUCGCCGACGUCAGGAAAUAUCACAACAACUCCUAUGCACCAUCUCUCCAUAUCCGCAACGAAGCAAAUCGCUGGUCGUGCUGGCCGAUUCGGCUUGCACGGAUCAGAGAGUCCCUGGGGGACUGACAACGACUCUCAACGAAGGAGACCUUGGCUUCCUCACACGGACGAUGAAACUCCCUUUGCCAUCUCUGAAAACCGCCCGCAUGACGCCCAGUUACACAUCACUCAUCUCCACAGCGAGCGCUCUCCCGCCUAAUUCUGCCAUGAAUACCAUAUUUCUAGCCCACGCCUACACGUCGAAGCUCUCUCCCAUUUACCGGUACAUCUACAGCGACGCGACCAGAGUGUGCACCAACUACCUUGAUGCGUACAUUCAGGGCGUCUCGAUGACCGACUUUGAAGUCAUGCUCGCUGCGCCGUUCCCCUGGCGCGACCGGGAAAGCGUUCCCACCCAAGGCGUCGCCCGACUCGAAGAAUGCCUGACGGAGUCGCCGUUCAUGGUUACGCUAGAAAAGGUCGAGAGUAAGAACGGCCCGGCCGCGACGAACGAGGACCUGUCAUUACUGGAGACCUUCCACAAGAUGCUGGGGCUCUAUACGUGGUUGAGCUACCGACGGCCUGUGGCGUUCCCUGAUCAGGCGUUGGCGGCGGAGCUGAAGCCGCGCGUUCCAGGUGGGGAUUGA